Messenger RNA from Zalophus californianus (California sea lion), 1074 nucleotides. RefSeq names its product cell surface glycoprotein CD200 receptor 2-like. The transcript has 7 exons. Gene Ontology annotation, cellular component: external side of plasma membrane. Gene Ontology annotation, molecular function: signaling receptor activity. The record is from RefSeq and is a predicted model, not a curated record. Bases 1 to 1074 code for a protein of 357 amino acids. NCBI's taxonomy places the organism in Eukaryota, Metazoa, Chordata, Mammalia, Carnivora, Otariidae. Gene Ontology annotation, biological process: regulation of neuroinflammatory response.
AUGGAGAAGGAAUGCAUCUUUAGGAAAGGUCUGAAACACCUCCCAGAAUCUCUAACUGGGCUGCCAGCUUCACCAUAUAGUUCAUCUGUGGAAGGAAAGCAGAGCAGGCUCACAGCUCCUUUGGAAGCUAACACUUCUCGGUCUGUACCUGUGGCUACAAAGGCUGUGCUCACUUGCCCUUCUGCCAGCUUAACAAAUGUGCUGAUAAUAAGGUGGGAAAUAAACCUCAGAGACAAGGCUUCCUGCAUUAGAGCCUACAGGAGAGAAAACAAUGAGACCAGUGAAAGAAACUGUACCGACGAGAGAAUAUCCUGGGAGUCCAGACCCGAUCAGAAUCCUGCCCUUCAGAUUGAUCCCGUGGCCACCACUCAUGAUGGAUAUUACAGGUGUGAAGUGGCCGCACCUGAUGGGAAUUUCGGUCUUGGAUAUCACCUCCAAGUGUCAGUGCCCCCCGAGGUGACCCUGUCUCGAGGCAGCAAUGGAACCCUCGUGUGCAGGGCAGCUGCAGGGAAGCCAGCUGCACAGAUCUCCUGGACCCCAGGGGGAGACUGUCACACUGCGGAACAACAGUUGGGCAAUGGCACAGUGACCGUCCUGAGUACAUGCCGCUGGGAGGACCGCCAGGUGUCUAACGUGUCCUGUUCUGUCUCCCACGUGACCAGCAACAAGACUCUGUCCUUAGAGCUGAAUCAAGCAUCAGCCUUACUGAUCAUUCUCUAUGUGAAAUUCUCUCUAUUCUUGGUUAUCCUGGUCAUCGUGGGAUUCAUCUACUUCCAGAGAAUAAAUGAUUGCAGAGAUUAUGAAACAGACAUAACUUCAGAAGAUAGCAAUCAUAGGUAUAAGAGCAUCUCCAUGAUAGUUCCAGAAGAAUUGCUGAUUCCUAUCCAAAACAUGCUUUUUUUGGCAGCCUCCCCAGAGGACUGUGAAGUCAUAGUGCAUAAGCUAUCCAACUCCUACCUCUGCAGGAUGGUAAAACAGACCCAAGACUUGCCAACUGCAGCUGUUCUCAGGCGAGGGUUCUCUCCAGCCUGCGGCCAUCAGCAGACACACAAGCAGUGUGCACGCACACGCUAG